Rhizoctonia solani is the source of this 1917-nucleotide messenger RNA. RefSeq names its product Helitron helicase-like domain at N-terminus. The coding region runs from base 1 to 1917 and encodes 638 amino acids. Lineage: Eukaryota; Fungi; Basidiomycota; Agaricomycetes; Cantharellales; Ceratobasidiaceae. The transcript has 9 exons. The record is from RefSeq and is a predicted model, not a curated record.
AUGCCUGUAGAUCCACCAGCUAGAAAUCAAGCAUUCAGCAAUUGUCAAUUGGGCUGGCAAAGGCAGAUAGCGUUGGUGGCAGCUUCUAAUGCUGAGACUAUUCAAAACAAUCCAUUGAACCCCCCACCUGGGCCCAGCCAUGCAGCUUUGGCUCAGAGGGCAAGGCAAGAAAGGGAGCGUGCACAGAGGGAAGCAGCUGCUCAGGCAGUGCAAGCCAGCAGGUUCAAGCCUCCACAUGUAGCCCUAAUCCUGGAGGAACCACCACAUGCCCCAUUGGACCCACCUCAAAUCCUAGGAAAUCAGCAUGUACCUGUGAAUAUUGAGGACAAUCAAAACCUUGACACAAUAACAUUGGACAGGGGGACAUGCAUGCCUACCCACAGGGCUCCAGAGGGUCAGCAGCCUCAAUAUGCCCAACUCUAUCUUUAUGAUCCACAUGAUGCUGCUAAUUUCUGCACAAGGAACCAGCAUAAUGCUGGAAUUGACCCAGGAUUGAUGUGCUUGCUCACUGGGGUGAUUCAUGAGUCACAUGAACUGUGUCCAUUGUUCUUUGCCAGCAGUGGAACACUGACCCAAGGAGAUACAAUCCCAACCAGUGAUGAGAUUGCUCUGAUCUUGGCUGAUAAUGCUUUGAACCAGCAGCAUGAUAUUGUGCUGUUCAAGCAUGAUGGAGGCUUUCAAAGGAUGAGCUCAUGGAACCCUGCAUAUGCAUGUCUGCAUUAUGUUCUACUUUUUCCUAAGGGUGAACAUGGGUUCCAGAGACACAUACCCAUUCAAGGCUGGCAAUGGCAGCCUGGCUUGCACCCUCAAGCAGCUCAAAGAGUUGCUCAAUUGGAUGUAGAAGGGCAUGAGCCAGAUGAUGAUGAGGAGGAUAAUGGCCCAGCUGGCAAUCAACGGCAGAGAAGAAUUGUUGUAUCAGAAAGAGAGUAUUAUGCCUAUUAUCUGUUCAGCUGUGAGGAUCCAGAUGUUCAAACCCACUAUCCUGGUGCCAAUGGAACCUUUUCAACCAUCUUCUGGGCUGGACAUUUAUUCCAACAGUACCUGGUGGAUGUCUGGGCCAUUGCUGAUCAGAGUAGACUACUUGGCUACACAACAACCAAUCUUCACUCAGAGUGGAGUUGUUGGCUGUUAUUUCUCCCAUCUUCUUACUAUGGUGGCCCACAACAGAUGGCUGAGAGCUAUCAGGAUGCCAUGGCUAUAUCCUGCUACCUUGGUGGGCCACAGCUGUUCAUCACAAUGACAGCUAAUCCAAAGUGGCCAGAGAUACAUAGUGCUCUGCUGCCAGGUCAGACUUAUUCUGACAGGCCAGAUCUCAUUACCUGGGUCUUUGAGCUGAAACGCCGCCAGUUAAUGGAGGAUAUCAUCAAAAAGGGAUUUUGGGAAAUGCAUUGCACAUUAUGGUUGGAGCAUGCAUCUCACAUCCUGGAGCCUGGUGAUGUAGAGCUUAUUUGUGCUGAGCUUCCAAUUGCAGAAGGCCCAGGUGCAGACCCUGCCCUAUAUUCAGUAGUCACUUCUUCCAUGUUGCAUGGCCCAUGUGGUCCUGAUCAUUCUGAUGCUCCAUGCUGGGACAAAGACAAAAAGGCCUGUACAAAGGGUUAUUAUCCCUUGAAGCAAUGGAAUGCACAGACUAUUAUGGUUGCUGACUCAUACCCCUCUACUGGUGUAGGGACAACGGUCAAACUUUCAGAAAGGUUAUUAGUGGGGUUGAAAUUACCUUUGAUAAUAGACAUGUUGUUCCCUACAAUCCAUUCCUGUCCAAAAGGUACACUUGCCAUAUCAAUGUGGAGACAUGCUCUGGGAUUAGGGCAAUCAAAUAUGUCUUCAAGGGAUGCACAGCAAGAUCAAAAUCUAGAUGAGAUCAGGACACAUCUGGAUGCAUGCUGGGUAUCCCCCUAUGAAGCACUUUGGCAGCUUUGA